AAGAAGAAGAAGAAGUCCUGACGUCGUUGCGUCAACAGGAAACCGGCCGUAAACAGCAUCACGCUAACGUUAAUUAUCUCGGUUAUGUUUUGUCUGUGUUAUUGUCAUAAACACGAAUUAGCAAAAAGUUUAUAUCAUACCGACCUUUGUGUCUCCCAACAAGGCUGUUAGCUGAGUGUAGCUAACGUGAGCUAGCAGCCGGCGCGGUAGCUGUGGCCAAAAUGGAUGAUAGCAAGACGUUGGCUGGCAAAGUGAAGAAGCCGGGGAAACGUGGCCGUAAACCUGCAAAGAUCGACCUCAAGGCCAAACUGGAGCGAAGCCGGCAGAGUGCCAGAGAGUGCAGAGCAAGGAAGAAACUGAGGUACCAGUAUCUGGAGGAACUGGUUUCCAGUAAGGAGAGAGCCAUCUGUGCCCUGCGAGAGGAACUAGAGAUGUACAAACAGUGGUGUUCUGCCAUGGAUCAGGGGAAGAUCCCGUCGGAGAUUAAAGCUCUGCUGACUGGAGACGACCAGAAGAUGCCUCAAGGAGGCAGCGGCACCAAGUUGAACAAGAACAACAAGAACAGUAUCAGCAGCAAUGGUCAGGGUUAGAGUGGCGGUCGGGGGAAGCCUCCGACUGUGAUGGAGCUGGAGCAGUCGUUUCUGCACAACACUAGUUUUGCUCUCUCGCUGGGACGCUGGCCUAGCUACGGGGGCACAGCCUCUAGUUUCUACACUUCCUGCUUGUUCCAGUGUCACUUCUUGCAUUUGACAGUUGUUUCACAGACACAUGAAUGCACCUUCGUGUGUUUCAUUUGAGCUGUGCUCCAGCUGUUUUCAGCCAUCGGUCCCUCAGGGUGUCGGAAGUAGUUUCUGUCCGACAGUCUGUCCACAUUGUCACUGGACUUGAGUGUUUUGUCCCUGAUCAAGUUAGCUGAGCCUGAUCUGAUCCUUUUAUUGAGUUCCUGAAUACAUCUGCAUGUGACACAGUCAACCAGUUUCUCACAAGCUGCUGGCUGCAGCAAACAAGCACAGUAAAGAACCGAUCAGAUCAGACUUCAGCUUAGUACAAAGUAAAUACACCUGGAUCAGCCUGAUGCAGAGACAAGUUGCAAACAAUGAUAACGCAGUUUAGAGGAGCUCGACUUGAGCUUAGUAGGCUCCAUCUGUUCUGACUGGGGUUACUGUCGAACCAUUUGAACAUGUAAUUUUGACAAAGAAUGUGUUACGGUCAGUUGGACCCGGUUGUGACAUGUGUUGGUAUUCCAGGGUAUUUCUACAUUUUAUUAGAAUAUAAGAGUUUACUGCUGUUUUCCCAGAUGUUUUACUGACUGUGUUGAGAUACUAAAACAUGUUUCACCACAAUAUCACCUGCAACCUGACCCUCACCUGCAUCAUCUCACGUCACCUACUGUGGCCUGAAAAACAGUUUUAGACUCAAAGUUCUGAUUUAUUUUCAGGCCGGAGUCGUGUUUCCAUCACUGUCAACACAGUUGCCAUCUUUAUUAAUAUGAUUUUGUUUAGUUUGCAUUGCAAAAGGAGGUUCAUGCCCCGUUUAAUCAGUUUCCUCCAUAGUGUCAGUAGUUGUCAUGUUUGAUUUGUUUUUCCUUCCAAGAUGAGGCAGAAACAGAAAAAGUUGAGGAACAUGUGUGUAAAGAGUGAAUUUCCAUUCUUCAGUACAAAACACCAAAUGUUGAACUCUCACUUCAGUUUUCAUGAUGCAGCAUCCUCAGACUGCUGCCAUCCUUUAUUGAUUAGAACUGUUUUGUACUGAAAUUGUUUCAUAAAAACUUUGAAACUCCUUUUCCAAACACAGUGAACUCAGACCUUCAUUUUUUAUUCUCUCACCUUGGCUGUUUUUCUUUUGAGUAUCCUGUAAAGUACAGUAUAUAUAUAGAAUGUGUGAUUUUAUUAUUGCAUCAUAGUUUUUUGUGAACUCAUUUCUAGGUUGGCCUACAGUCGAAACAUCUCCCCUGUCAGAAACAUUCACACUUUCCUUUUAGAACAAACAACACAGGCUUCGAGUCCAGCUCCUCUUUUAACUCAGAUCAUUAGAACUCCUUAGAGCGAUACUGGAUUCAUAGAAACUGUUCUAAAAAUAUGUCAUUUCACAUUCUGUCUACUGGUUUCUGACCCGGGACUGACUGACGGGCCUUGUGUAAGAAAAUGAAAGGUCUUUGACCCCCUGAUGAAGCCAGAAUGAAUCGUGGUGCAGUUACAUUGUUAUACAAGUGUACUAUAUAUUUGUAAAAUGUGGACGUAAAAACGUAAAAAAGGCUUCGAGGUUGUGUCGUCCAGGCUGAUCUGAUCCGGGCUGGAUGUGUCAGUUAUCUGAGCAGAACCAGUUGGACUUCCCUUUGUCUCUUUGAGGUGAGAGCUUCUCCUGUGAUGGUCAGUUCUACACAGACUGGCCACAACUGCUCAUUGUCUGUCUUAUAUUAACCACUGUAAAAUGUAUGGUUUCUUCUUUCUGCUGACUGCGAAUGUUGAUGUUGCCCAUUGUUUUUGUUUCUGAGCAACAUGUUUGAAGCUCUUUUCAAUGUGCACACUUUCUCAACUGUGGUAGAAGCACUUUGUUAGAUGAUGAUGCCAGGUCAAGGCUUUGAAGCAAAGUAUGAACCGAACCCUGCUCUUUGUGCUUCUGAAAGAAAAUAAAGUGAUGUCAGAGUCUG
Monopterus albus (swamp eel) is the source of this 2650-nucleotide messenger RNA. RefSeq names its product cAMP responsive element binding protein-like 2 (gene crebl2). The transcript is spliced from 3 exons. The record is from RefSeq and is a predicted model, not a curated record. Gene Ontology annotation, biological process: regulation of DNA-templated transcription. The coding region runs from base 222 to 590 and encodes 122 amino acids. Lineage: Eukaryota; Metazoa; Chordata; Actinopteri; Synbranchiformes; Synbranchidae. Gene Ontology annotation, cellular component: nucleus. Gene Ontology annotation, molecular function: DNA-binding transcription factor activity.